This is a messenger RNA of Psammomys obesus (fat sand rat), 4336 nucleotides long. Its product is annotated as complement factor H-like. NCBI's taxonomy places the organism in Eukaryota, Metazoa, Chordata, Mammalia, Rodentia, Muridae. The coding region runs from base 130 to 3855 and encodes 1241 amino acids. The transcript is spliced from 22 exons. The record is from RefSeq and is a predicted model, not a curated record.
UGGAGCAUCUAGCGAUCCUAUUUCCUAAACUGACUUUCAACUUCCCUUUGGGGCAAGUCGUUCCUUGCAGUAACCACAGUUCUUAGCAGAGGAGAGCUGGAUGGUGCUGACUUCUCUUGGAAUUCCGGAAUGAUUCAAACCAUGAGGCCGUCAGCAAGAAUUAUUUGGCUUUUAUUAUGGACUGUUUGUGUAGCAGAAGAUUGUAAAGGACCUCCUCCAAGAACAAAUACAGAAAUUCUGUCAGGUUUUUGGCCUGACCAAUCAUAUCCAGAAGGCACCCCGGCUUCUUACAAAUGCCGUCCUGGAUACAGAACACUUGGGACUAUUGUAAAAGUAUGCAGGAGAGGAGAAUGGGUGGCUAAUAACCCAUCCAGGAUAUGUCGGAAAAAGCCAUGUGGGCAUCCUGGAGACACACCCUAUGGGUCAUUUAGGCUGACAGCUGGAUCUGGGUUUGAGUUUGGUGCAAAGGUUGUUUACACCUGUGAUGAGGGGUACCAACUGUUAGGUGAGAUUAAUUUCCGUGAAUGUGAUGCGAAUGGGUGGACAAAUGAUAUCCCGAUAUGUGAAGUUGUUAAGUGUUUACCAGUGACAGAACUGGAGAAUGGAAGAAUUUUAAGUGGUACAGGAGAACCAGACCAGGAAUAUUAUUUUGGACAGGUGGUGCGAUUUGAAUGUAAUGCAGGCUUCAAGAUUGAAGGACAGAAAGAAAUGCACUGCUCAGAAGACGGCCUUUGGAGCAAUGAAAAGCCAAGAUGUGUGGAAAUUUCCUGCACACCACCAAAAGUCAAAAAUGGAGUUGCUGUAUCUCAUAAACCAGUUUACAAGGAGAAUGAAAGAUAUCAAUAUUCGUGUAACCAAGGCUAUGAAUACAAAGAACGAGGAGAUGCAGUCUGCACGGCUUCUGGAUGGAACCCUCAGCCUUCCUGUGAAGAAAAGACAUGCAAAGAACCUUACAUCCCAAACGGUAUCUACGCACCUCACAGGAUUAAACACAGAACUGAUGAUGAAAUCACAUAUGAAUGUGUAAAGGGCUUCUAUCCUGCCACCCGGGGAACUACUGUAAGGUGUACAAGUACUGGCUGGGUCCCUGCUCCAAGAUGUAGCUUGAAACCUUGUGAUUUUCCACAAUUCAAACAUGGACGCCUACAUUAUGAAGACUACUACAGGCCCUACUUUCCAGUACCUAUAGGCAAGGAGUACGCCUAUUCCUGUGACAGCGGGUUUGUGCCGACUUCAAGGUCAUCUUGGGACUACCUUCGUUGCACAGCACAAGGGUGGGAGCCUGCAGUGCCAUGUGUCAGGCAAUGUGUUUUUCGUUAUGUGGAGAAUGGGAAAUCUUCAUACUGGGAAAGAAACUAUGUACAGGGUCAGUCUACCAAAGUCCAGUGUUACACUGACUACACUCUUCCAAAUGGACAAGACACAAUUACAUGUACAGAGAAUGGCUGGUCCCCUCCACCCAAGUGCAUCCGUGUCAAGAAAUGUUCAACAUCAGAUAUAGAAAUUGAGAAUGGGUUUUUUUCUGAAUCCCUUCUGACAUAUGCUCUAAACAGAAAAACAAGAUAUAGUUGUAAACAGGGAUAUGUAACAGCAAAUGGAGAAACAUCAGGAUUCAUUACUUGCCUUCAAGAUGGGUGGUCAGCUCAACCGUCAUGCAUUAAGUCUUGUGAUAUGCCUGUAUUUGAGAAUGCUUGGACUAAAAAUAAUAACACCUGGUUUAAACUUAAUGACAAAUUAGACUAUGAAUGCCAUAUUGGAUAUGAAAACAGACAUAAGCAUACCAAAGGCUCUAUGACAUGUACUUACGAUGGAUGGUCUGAUAUACCCUCAUGUUAUGAAAGAGAAUGCAGCAUUCCCAUUCUAGAACCACACUUAGACGUUAAUCCCAAGAAAGAAAAAUAUAAAGUAGGAGAUUUGUUGAAAUUCUCUUGCCGACCAGGAUACAGAGUUGGAGCAAAUUCAGUACAAUGCUACCACUUUGGAUGGUCCCCUAGUUUCCCGACAUGUAAAGGUGAAGUAGGAUCAUGCAAUCAACCUCUUGAAAUCAAAAAUGGGGAAAUUAAAGGAACAAAGAAAGAAGAGUACAGCCAUGGUGAUGUGGUGGAGUAUGAUUGCAAACCUAGGUUUCUGCUGAAGGGACCCAGUAAAAUCCAGUGUGUUGAUGGGAACUGGACAACCUUGCCGAUAUGUGUUGAGGAAGAGAGAACAUGUGGAGACAUUCCUGAACUCGAGCAUGGCUAUGUCCCGCAAUCUAUCCCUCCCUACCACCACGGAUACUCAGUGGAGUUCACUUGUGCAGACACAUUCACAAUGAUUGGACAUGGUUCAGUUUCAUGUUAUCGUGGAAGGUGGACUCAGCUUCCUCAAUGUGUUGCAACAGAUCAACUAAAGAAGUGUAAAGCACCAAGGUUUACUGAAGUAGAGACAAUCCAACCCAAUAAGAAUGAAUUUAAUCACAACUUUAACAUGAGUUACAGAUGUAAAGGAAAACUGGAAUAUGGCCACUCAGUCUGCAUCAAUGGAAAAUGGGACCCUGAGCCAAACUGUACAAGAAAAGAGAAAACAUCCUGCCCUCCUCCACCACAGAUUCCCAAUGCCCAAGUGUUCGAAACCACAGUGAACUAUUGGGAUGGAGAAAAAGUGUCAGUUCUUUGCCAAGACAAUUACCUAGCUAAGGACACAGAAGAAAUGGUGUGCAAAGAUGGAAGGUGGCAGCCAUUACCACGCUGUGUUGCAAAAAUUCCAUGUUCUCAGCCCCCUAAAAUAGAACACGGAUCUAUUAAAUGGCCUACCUUGUCAGAAGAAAGGAGUAAUGCAACUGAGUCCAGCAGUCAUGAACACGGCACAACCUUCAGCUACGUUUGCGAUGAUGGUUUCAGGAUAGCUGAGGAGCAUGGGGUAACCUGCUACAUGGGAAAAUGGAGCUCUCCACCUCGUUGUGUUGGACUUCCCUGUGGACCUCCACCAUCAAUUCUUCAUGGUAUUGUGUCUCAUGAACUAGACAGUUACCAAUAUGGAGAAGAGGUUACGUACAAUUGUUCUGAAGGUUUUGGAAUUGAUGGACCAGCAUUUAUUAAAUGUGAAGGAGAAAAGUGGUCCCAGCCACCAGUUUGCAUAAAAACUGAUUGUAACUAUACACCCAAGUUUGAAAAUGCCAUGCUUGAAGAAGUGGAAAAAUAUUCAUAUAGGUCAGGAGAACAAGUGACAUUCAAAUGUUCACCUAAUUAUCAGAUGGUCGGGACCAACACUGUGACAUGUGUUAAUAGCAAGUGGAUUGGACAGCCGGUAUGCAAAGAAAAUUCCUGCGUGGACCCACCAUCUGUGGCAAAUGCUACUAUAGUAACAAGGCUCAUGGCUAAAUAUUCAAAUGGUGAGAGAGUACGUUAUGAGUGUAUUAAACCUUUUGAAAUAUUUGGGGAAGUUGAAGUGAUGUGUCAAAAUGGAAUUUGGACCGAACCACCAAAAUGCAAAGAUUCAACAGGAAAAUGUGGGACUCCUCCACCUAUUGCCAAUGGAGACCUCACCACCUUCCCAUUACAAGUAUAUGCACCAUUAUCAUCAGUUGAAUAUCAGUGCCAGGCCUAUUAUCAACUUAAGGGGAACAGCAAAAUAACAUGUAGAAAUGGAGAGUGGUCAGAGCCACCAACAUGUUUAGUUGCAUGUGUAAUACCAGAAGAAACUAUGAGAAAACAUAACAUAGUUCUCAAAUGGAGAGCAAAUGAAAAGAUAUAUUCCAAAUCAGGAGAGGCUGUUGAAUUUGACUGUCAACGUGGCUAUAAACCAGCAAGACGAUCACGUGCUUUUCGUACAACGUGUAUUGAUGGUCACAUCAAUUACCCAACUUGUGUAAAAUAACAAUGUAAUUAUUGCUACACUUUAUGGAUGAACCUUUGUUUGGUAAUGGGCAUACAUAAUAGUAAUAGAGUUUUAAUUUACAUUUGAAGUAUUGUUUAAUUUCUUCUCAUAAGUAUAAACUUUUGUUUAUGUGAUGAUUAAUUUUGAACCUGAAAGGCUGUUACCACAAAUGCAAAACCAGGGUAUUCAAAAGUUCUAAUCCAAAAUGUGAUGUGUCCUAGCACAAACAUCAGUGGCAAAAAGACAUGUAACUUCUUCAGUGUCUGUUUCUAUCCAGCACAAUCUCAAAUCUUCAUGGAUACCUUUUGAUCUAAGGUUCUGAUUCACAGUAAGUGGAAGAAACAUUGUUUCAGUCUUCAAACUAUUUUGAUUUGACAAAUAUGUAACAGCAAAAAUGUCAUAUUUAACAUUACUAAUGAAUGUAAAUAAUUACUACAUACUACCUUUUAUCAAUAAACAAAUUUAAGAAACUUUUCGCAUA